Molecule: messenger RNA, 7534 nt
Organism: Brassica rapa (field mustard)
Lineage: Eukaryota; Viridiplantae; Streptophyta; Magnoliopsida; Brassicales; Brassicaceae
Product: CO(2)-response secreted protease
Biological process (GO): proteolysis
Molecular function (GO): serine-type endopeptidase activity
Source: RefSeq, a predicted model, not a curated record
AAAAAAUCCUUAAAAAUUUAUUCAUUUGCUUUAUACUUCUUGACAUUAACAAAGAUACUAAUAAUGAUAAAAUUUCACAAAUACUUAUAAUCCAUACAUUUAAUAUAUUAUACAACAUACAAUAUUAUAAUAUUAUAUAAUAAAAUAUAAUAUAAAUUACAUAUAUAAUAAACAACACACAAGUUUUAGAAACUUACAUAUAAAGUACCAAAUUACUCGAGCACUAUUUUGUAAUGCUCUCAUAUGUGCUCAAUCAAAGCAUUUCGAAGUGAUAAAUGAGUUUUUUUUUUUUAAUUUGUAGAUUAGAAACUAGAAAUUGUUGAAAUCAGAUAUGUUCAUCAAUUAAGAGUAAGAAUUACAAGUUGCAGAAAUUACGUCUCCAAAAUCAGGCUAAAAAUUAGCCCUAAAAGAACGAGAACGAGAUAAUAUGAUAUUACUUACGAAUUUAGACAAUACCAAUGAUGAUACACAUGAAUAUAUGUGAUUUGGAAAAAGCGAGACUCGUGCAAAAGAAGAACUCAAGAGCAGCAACAACCUUCACUUCAUCUAAAUAACUGUCAACCAUAUUUUGAUUAUUUUGGAGAUUCAGGUACGGUUAACCGUAAAUUAUGGUAUUUUGAUAUCAUUUAUAAAAUAUGUAAUAUUUAAGUAUUUAUGUAAUUUUCUUUAAUUUGUGUUAAGUCUGUUUAAUGUAUUUUUAUUUUGUGAGCUUUAUUUAUUAUAUUUUAUACUGUGUGAAAUUUAUUUUAAUGUUAUGCAAUAUUUAUCCUUUAUUUAAUUUGGUGUAAUUAAGUUAUUCUAAAUUAAGUUUAAUAUAUGUAUUUGUAAAAUAAAAUAAGUAUAAAGACCAAAAAAAUAAAAAAUAAAAUAGUUUUUAAAAUUUGAGGCUGGAUUGGAGAUACUCUAAUAAUUACAUUAAAUAUUUGUAUACAAGUACUUUACUAGGACCAAUGCACCCCCUCCCUAACUUAGAUCAUUUCACUUGGUGCCUUCGUUUUUGAAACUUAAUGUGAUUUUACUCUCACGAAUUGGAAACUAUUUGAAUGGAAAUAGUGUUAUCACAUUCUAAUGCCCUUAGUAGCGAUAUCAACUAGUAACACUAAUCUCAGGGAUUGUACAUGGGAUUUUGGAUGGGUUCUGACUUUUAACUUGUUUUCCCAAGUCUUUAUUCGCGUCAUUCUUGUUUAUUUGGCUAGUUGAAAUGGACUGCGUCCGGAUUAAGAAAAAAUAUAUUAUAUAGAAGUAAUUGAUUGAAUGACUAUGUCAUAUGACUCAUAUCUUAGAAAUAUAAUAUAUACGUGUUACAUAUGUGAAAUAAAUAAAAUUUUAAAGAAAGUAAUCAUCUUUUCUUCUUUUUCUGAAAGAAAGUAACCCACGUUUUGUAACAAAAUUAAAAAAUUCGUAUAUUUUAGUAAAUUAUAAUAUACUCUGUAAAAAUUCCACUUUCAACACAAAGUUAUUUAACGAUUUUGAUUUUUAGGCUGCACGACUAAAGUUGUUUUUUUUGUUGUUGAAUGGAAAAUAAUGUGACUUCUUUUAUCUGUACUUUGGUAUAUAAAAUUACGAAGGUUGAAUAUAUAUCAUCUAAAGAAUCUUAGUAGAGUGAUAAGAUUCCCUAAUUAGAUUACUUUUCUAAUAAUGAACUAAAAGAUAAAGAGAAAGGAUAAAGAAAAGGCCGCUCCUCGUUGUCUCGUAAUGCAUGUAAUUGCUGACUUUUGUUAUAUAUUAAUAUGUUUCCAUUUAAAAUAUCAUGGAUGACCUUUAGCAUAUUAUCUCUUUGAUUUUGCUUUGCAUUGCGAUCUUAGUAUAAUACUAGCUAGUAUAAUCUUUAAUUUACAAAAAGACAAAGUAUCUGCAUGGCCUCCAUGAACUAAAGUAAUUUGAGUGUAGAGCAUAAACCAGCUCAUCAGCUUGAAAUAAAACUUUUAAUAGUGGUGCAAUUAUUUUCUUUGGAUUUAGAAAAUAAACAAAUUAUCUUCUUUGGAAUGUUGUGCACUAAUUAAUUUUUAAACACAUUUACUUUCUCUAGCAUCUGAUUUCCACUAGUUAUUGGUUAUGUAUUUCAGUUAUUGAUCACGUGUGUUAUAGAGUUCAAAUAAAAUAAUGGCCAUAUCAUAUGAUUUAACAACUGAAUGGAAAUAACUAGUCAGUAACAAGCUCAUUUUGUUUCCUUCAUGCGUUAGUUUUUUUUUCUGAAAAGUUAUUUUUAAUAUAUCAUCUUCCAGUUUUUGACAGAAAUUACCAAACAAAUAAAAACAGAAAAUUUCACCCAAAAAAGGAAAAAUCAAAACAGAUAAAUAAAAGGGAAAAUUCAUAAAUACUUCUUUUAGUGUUUGUUGCAUGAACAAUAGUAUAAUAAUUAAAAUAUUUUUUUAAAUAACAUUUAUUAAUUAAUAGAAUUAAUUUUUCUUCUUUUAAUUUUUCAUUUGAGAAUUCUUUUAUAUUUCUUUCGAAUCCUUACACGAGACCAGUUGGACAAAAAAAUUAGAUUAAUCUCUUUUUAUGUGGUAGUUUAAAUAAUAACCUUACGAGAUUCGAACCGUAAAAUAUGUUUUUUCAUGUGGUAGUUAUUCUUGAUUUCUUGUGAAAGAUUUUUAUGUCUAUUUACAUAUAAUACUUAAUUCUUUAUAUAUUGAUUAUGAAACACAAUAAAAACAUCAUUUAAUAACUACAUCACACAUAUGUGUGUUUGUAUAUAUAUAUAUAUAUAUAUUAUAUAGUACUCUUCACAAUAUAUAUUUUAAUAAUGAAUAUUAGAUAAAGAAUGAAAACUAUCAAUAUAUCUAUAACAACAUCAUUUUUAAUUAAUUGGAUCCUACAUCUCUUUUAGUAAAGGUUCACAGCUGUGAGUGCCGUCAUCUGGGUUCAAGUACAGUCAUUUAGAAUGUUUUAAGUGGUAAGAAAACAUGGAUUCUACGGGUUUUGUGGUGAUUAGUCUUUAGGUCUGGAAAGCUUUUGAAUAAAAAUCAUCAUUCUUAAUUUAUAAAUUGAGUAUUAACUUCACAAUAAUCAUACCAUGGAUCAUAUAAAAUAUAAUCAUUCAGAAUGUCUUAAGUGGUAAGAAAGCAUGGAUUCUACGAGUUUUGUGGUGAUUACUCUUUAGGUCUGAAAGCUUUUGGAUAAAAAUCAUCAUUCUUAAUUUAUAAAUUGAGUAUUAACUUCACAAUAAUCAUACUAAAAGUUGCAUGGAUCAUAUAAAAUAUAAUAAAUAGUACAUUUUUAUCGUGUUCUCUCUAAAACUAUGUCAAUUUUUAGUUUGAUGUAGAAACAAAUUAUCUCUUCCUCAACUCUCGACUCUUUUAUGGUUACAAGAUGAGCAACUCAGUGUCAAAGAUUUUCGGUUCGAGUACAUUCACUAUCUGAGAAGGGAUCUCGUAAGCAACCCUUGUACUUGGUCUUAGGGGAACUAAUCUGGCCGUAAGCAUGCAUCAUUCCUAGUCUACCAACGAAAAAAUCUUUUUUGGUUCGUAACUAAAUGUUGUGUCUUUUUCUCUUCUCAUUUGAGAGUUGUAAAAACAGAAAACAUUAUUCCAGUUUAUCAGAAUUUUUCAAACAACGUAUAAGUCUAUACCUUUACAAUUGUAAAUUACAUCGGCACUCUCUUUAAAGAACUGUUCUUAACAGAUAUAGAUACUGAUGCAGCUUUUUAUUUAGUUUAUAGAUUUGAUUUUAAACAACGUAUAAGUCUAUACCUUUACAAUUGUAGUUUAUCUUUUUAAUCAAAGAGGAUGGAUAAUUCCCUUUAAGGCAAGCAAGUUAAAGUUAAGAAAGAAGUUUGUGUUCAAAAAAAAAAAAUUUGUUAGUUUUCAAAUUUAAAUAUUUAUAUACUAAUAAAAGAAAAAUGUUUCUCUUUUUUAUUGUGGCACACAACAAUCAAAGAUUGAAAGAGUACCACUUCAACACAUGUUUUAAAUACUUACAGAAUGUUAAACAUUUUUUUAUCAUUUUAACUAAAUAUAUUUAAAUAAUAUUUUAUAUUCAUAUAUAUUAUAACCGAUAAUACGUUUUAUACCCAACUGCAUUUUAACAUUGAUAUUCAUAUUAUUACCCACAAAAAUAAAUAAAAUUAAGAUGAAAUUUUAAAAUAUUAUUUUCACAUCAAAUAAAGUCUAAAAAUAACAAAAGUGAUUUUUUUUUUACAAAUUCUUCAUUUCUAGUUCAUCAAUUCCAUUUGAGAGAUAUUUAAGCACAGCUUAGACCUUAAUUUAGAUUUUGUAAAAUUCUAAUUUCUAAUAUAUAAUGUGGUGUAUGUGGCUGAGUCUAUUUAUGUUGAUGACAAACAACAUAUGGCGUAUGUGGAGAAACUUAUAAAAAUCGAUUUGGUUUUCUAUAUUAUUAAAGUAUAUUUAUCAUUUUGUUCACGCGCUCAUAGAUUAAAUAACUUCAAGAUUCAUGGUUAAGUUCGAAUAGUAAAAAAUGAGUAGAAGUCAUUUACUGUAUUAUGUGGGUGAAGGUUUUUUUUUGGCAACAUUAUGUGGGUGAAGCUAAAACACUGAAAAAGAUCAUGUAAUUAUUGUAUAGCUAAUAAACAAGUUUUUAUAAGCUCCCGAAACUAAUGUACUGGCCAUUACACAGAUUAGACCCACAGAUGGAAAGAACGUGCCUAAAAAACUUAUUAUAGAGGUGUUACAGUUUUAGUCCAGAACUCUUCAAAAUUAGACAGUAAUAGAAGCUAGUAUUUCAGAAAACUAAAAUUAUUUUCGAAACGUGCAUAUAAAUUUUACCUUUGCAAGUAUUUAAGAAGAAUCGAAUAAAAACUAUGUGAUUAAAUUAAAUUAAAUUGCCUGUACAUCGCACUCGAUAUACAGUUAUAUGUGUAUAUAUAACUAGUAUUGGUAUAUUAAAAAUAAAUAUUGCUAUAUUAGUAAUCAACGCAUGGUUGUUACUUAAUAUUUAUGUCUAGAAGAAUUCAGUAUAAAGUAAAUGAUAUCUCUAAAUAUUACGACAAAUUUUAUUUUAUUUUGAAUAAGGGGCUAUUACGACAAAGUUGAGUAGGCAAACCAAGCUACCAAGCUACCAAGCUAUACUGUGUAUAUAUAUAUAGACAUAUACAUUCAUACCAAAACGAAGACAUCUUCGGUCCCAACAUGUUCACGACGUAUCUUUCUUCUUCAUUUUCUCUUAUUGUGAUCCUGUUCACAUCUCUCAUCUUCAUCUCCAUUUCCUCACUCCAAACUCCCAAGCAUUAUGUAGUGUACAUGGGCAACCCCAUUGAAGCUGAUGUGCAUAACAGUGAAGCUUAUUAUCUCCAAAUGUUGGACACUCUUCUUCCAAGAGAAGAGAGUGAGAGGAGAAAAGGAGUACAUCAUUACAAGCAUGCCUUCAGAGGCUUCUCCGCUAUGCUUACAGAAGAAGAAGCUGCAGCACUUUCUGGACACGAUGAGGUAGUGUCGGUGUUCGAAGACCCGAUGCUUCAACUUCACACAACUCGGUCGUGGGAUUUUUUGGAUUCACUUUCUGGAGAAUCUUCUUCAUUUCCAAUUUAUAACAGUUUUCAUGGCUCAUCUGAUAUCAUCAUUGGCGUUGUGGAUACCGGUAUAUGGCCAGAGUCUCCAAGUUUCAGUGAUAAAGGGUUCGGAGAAAUACCUUCAAAGUGGAAAGGUAUUUGCAUGGAAGGUCCUGACUUCAACAAAUCCAGCUGUAACAGAAAGCUGAUCGGAGCAAGAUAUUACAAAUCAACCGGAGCUACAUCAGCAAGAGACUCCAACGGUCAUGGGACCCAUACGGCCUCAACGGCGGCAGGAGCGCACGUGGUCGAAGCCAGUGACCGAGGCCUUGCGCGUGGGACGGCCAAGGGAGGCCAACCAGGCUGUAGGAUAGCCGCGUACAAGACCUGCACCGCCGACGGUUGCCCUGGCUCCGCCAUGUUGAAGGCUAUGGACGACGCAGUGCAUGACGGCGUUGACAUCAUCUCUAUCUCCAUCGGCUUGAAUGCUGCUUUCAAAUCAGAUUACCUGUCCGACCCAAUUGCCAUCGGAGCCUUCCAUGCAGAGCUCAAGGGCAUUAUGGUCAUUGCUUCUGCGGGUAACGACGGCCCAAUUGCCUCCACCGUCACCAACGUUGCACCGUGGUUGUUCACGGUGGCUGCUUCCAACAUUGACAGAGAUUUUCAGUCCUCCGUUAUCUUGGGAAGCGGCAAAGUUAUACGAGGAGCAGGGAUUCAUUUCUCGAAUUCCACAAGACCUAAGGCAUACUCUCUUGUGUAUGCAAGAAAUGCUGCUGCUGCAUCUAAACCUGUCGAAGAUGCAAGGACAUGUCUUCCGGGAUCCUUGGACCCCAAGAAAGUAUCCGGGAAAGUUAUUGUUUGUGUGAUGCCAAGAGAUGCAGUUACAACAAAGCAAAUUAUAAAGGUGGUGGUAGAGGAUGCUGGAGCUAGAGGUCUGAUUCUGGUAAACCAGAAAGAGAAGAUUCGUGCUUCCGAUUUUGGUCACUUUCCUUUCUCAGAAGUUGAUAUGACUGAUGGGUACAAGAUUCUAAAAUACAUGCUUCACACCAAGAGUCCAACAGUUACAAUUGUCCCAACCGUUGAGGUCAAACCCACUAAACCUGCACCCGUUGUUGCAUUCUUCUCAUCUAGAGGUCCUGCCUCUCUAACAGAGAACAUUCUCAAGCCUGAUGUAAUGGCACCUGGUGUUUUGAUUUUGGCGGCAUUGCCUCCGCCUAAAACCGCUAAACCAUCCACACCAAAGUUUGGGUUAGCGUCAGGAACGUCCAUGUCCUGCCCUCACGUAAGUGGAGCCGCCGCUUUCGUCAAGGCUCAACGCCCUUCUUGGACGCCUUCCAUGAUCAAAUCCGCCCUUAUGACCACAGCAAUAACAUAUGACAACAUGAGAAGACCAGUGACAAACACGUCCGGCCUCACAUCAACACCUCACGAAACGGGUGCAGGAGAGAUCAGUCCUCAGCGUGCAAUCAAUCCGGGACUUGUCUUUGAGACAACCACACAAGAUUAUCUCCAAUACCUCUGCUACUUCGGCUACUCUCAAAAGACCAUUAGCAAAACACUCAACAAAGCAACUAAAUUCAGCUGCCCCAAAAAGACCUCUAAAGAUCUUAUCUCAAACAUCAACUACCCGUCCAUCUCCAUCGGAAACCUGCGUCGCGGCCAACGUAAAAUGAUCGAAAGAAGUGUCACAAAUGUAGGACCGGAGAGGAAUGUGACGUACGUUGCCCAUAUCGAAGCUCCAGAAGGAUUGGUGGUUAAGGUUGCACCAAAGAGACUUGUGUUUGGAGAAAACGUGGACAAGGUUUCAUAUAAGGUUUGGUUCUAUGGGGAGAAGAGUGCAUCAAAGCGUUAUCAUCAUGGAUCUUUAGAAUGGUCAGAUGGUUACCACUCGGUUCGGUCGGUUUUUUCAGUUAACAUUAAUUAGUGGCUAAGAAAGCCCCUGUCAAGAACAAUAAUGACAGUUUUACUGUAAUGUUCGUUGGGUUGUUGUGUGUUGGUUUAAUAAUUGCUCGAUGGUUGUAUGUUUGGUUUAGUAACUCUUUGGGUUGUGGAUGUGUACAUCAAUGAAAUUGUUUUCCUUUCUUUGUA